Aspergillus saccharolyticus JOP 1030-1 is the source of this 243-nucleotide messenger RNA. RefSeq lists its product as uncharacterized. The transcript is spliced from 3 exons. The coding region runs from base 1 to 243 and encodes 80 amino acids. NCBI's taxonomy places the organism in Eukaryota, Fungi, Ascomycota, Eurotiomycetes, Eurotiales, Aspergillaceae. The record is from RefSeq and is a predicted model, not a curated record.
AUGGCAAACACCACAUCCAAAUCCCGCCUCCAAAACGACUUUGGCGCCGACCUCUGGGUCAAGGAUCGUCCGAAGCAUCACGCAACGGCAGGAAGAGGCCUCUUCGCGGGUCUGCAGGACACGAAACGCUACAACGUGGAAUCCGGCUGGGCGAAGCGCAGCACCGCCGAGGCGCAACCGGGGUUGUUUGGGUUGCUGUGGAGUCGAUUCACCGGUGGCUCCUACCGGCCCCCUACCGAUUGA